GGGGUUGCUCCUUUCCCCCUGACUAGUCUGCUCUGAGCACGUGCACCCCACGCCACACAACCACAGGCCUCGCCCUAGUUUUGGUGCAUGUGCGGCCUCUUCCUACAGGGCCAGGGAAGGGGCUCUAGCAGCCUAGAGCAGCGCCUUUCAUUUACACAGCAAAAGUUCCCCGCCAGCCCGUUUCCGGUGCUAGCCCAGCUGCUUUGAGGGAUCUCUGAACAGAUGGCUGCUGACUGAUGAGGGAGGACAUCGCCUCCCCAUUCUGUUCCCUUCUAGUGGCAGCCUGCUCGCUUUGCCUUGGAGACGGAGCUGAAUUUCCCCACUCAGGAGCUUGGCUGGAUCUAGCUUCCCUUGUAAAGGGCAGCGCGACAUCCGCUGUGGCCCUUGGCGGUGGUGAGGGGCAUCUGUCUAGUGCCACAGUAACCACGCCUUCCCCUCCCGCAGUCCCGGAUGCUCCAGGCAGGUUUGGGGGGAAGUAGAAGGACUUGGGGGCCCACUGGGGUGCAGCAGGCUGGCUUCAAGGGGCUGGAUUUCCGAUGUCCUCGAUUCCCCCUCUGACGAGACACUUGGGGCUGGGCCCUCAGUAAGCAAGCUGCUGGCUGUCCCAUCACAUUUAAAAUGGAGGUGGGGUGAAGGCUUCCAGGAGCUGCCUCAGCCCCUUGUCAGCCUCCUGCACAGGAGCUGGUACUUGCUGACGGCUUCCUCCUAUGCAGCAGAGAGCAGAUCUCGCGGGGUCCCAGUCCCCCUGUGCAUUCGGGCACUGCCUGAGCACUGACCCCCACCGGCUGGUCAGUCCUUCACCCCUUGCCCUGCAGGCUGCCGUGCUGUCGCUUGCUUCCAGGGCAGCAUGGCUUGUCUGGUGUUGCUUAGCAGUCGGCUUUCAACAUCCAAGGCAUCGGAUUUGGGAGAGGGCUGUUUCCCUUGCCUUCUGAGCAUAUGAGGGCUGUCAAUGCUCCCUCCCAUGCCCAGAUCCUGCAUGGUUUUGGGUAGGGAGUGUGGCUGGGCUGUCUCCACUAGUGCCGAGUGUUGCUUUGCAGUCUGAGCAAGCCUCCCUUUCAGGGCUGCGCCCCAUGGGGAGGAAGAUCAGGGCUGCCUGGGUCAAGAGAAGAGCUGCGCCCGCAUCCCUCCGGCGAAGGCUUGGCUACUAGAAGGCGAGCAUCUGUGCGGGGGCGGCGGCUGCCUGGUGAUUCAGGAAUGAGCCGGGAGUACUCGCUGCCGUUGCUGUGCACUCGCUUUGUUCCUGGUGGUUGUAGCACUCGUGGGUCUUGAGGGCACCCUGCUCAGCAGUUGGAGAGAGAAGCCCAAGGGGAUCGAGGAGGAGGAGGGCCUGCCCUGCGCCCAGGGAGCAGACCUGCUGAAAUGCAGCUGCCCCUGGGGUGGAACACGGCAUGGCACCGUGCCCCUCCGCGGUGAGAGCGGGGAGCAGAUGGAGCGCAUGGCCCCAGAGGUGGAAAGGGGCCAAGACGCAAACCAGGAACACUUGUCAGAUGCAGCUUGGGGAUGAGCGGGCCCCUGGCUGGGUGUGAGGCUCCCGCUUCCCCCCUCACCACUGGCCCAGACAGGUCUUGCUCCCCAGCAGGGUCCUGAGCGCUCCAGCGUAUCAAAUGCUGCCCUUUUGCCCCCAAACGUGCUUCCCAUGCCCCCUUGGCUCAGGUUCCCGGGCCGAGGUGCAGUUACUGACUUCUGCCACGUGAUGGAGCAGGUGGCUUCAGCUCCGGUUGGUUUCCUGGGAGCUCCAGGGUGGGGGUGUUCCCCCAAGCUGCUGGGCUGGGGGCAGUUUCUAUGCUCCUGUGCCAGUGGGGCAAGCACUGGGCUCCCUGGAGCCAUCGGUUCACAGGGCAGCAGGUCCAGUCCAGCCCCCGCUUUGCCCCCAAAGGGGAAGUGUUGCUCCCUUGCGAUUCACUGAACAGGGCCGUCUGCUCAAGGGGCCGGUGCAGAUGCUCCAGCAUUGCCGAGUGGCUUUCUCUGGCACCCCACCCCGACUGCUGCCUGCCAAGCAGCUGCUGGGGGACCUGGAGACUGGUGCCAGCCACGUGGCUCCUUGCCCAGCUCCCUUUGGCCGAGUCGGUGUCAGGGGCACAGGCCCGGUUCAGCCCCGGCGGGCCCUAGCCACGAGCCAAGCUGUCAGGGCACCCCAGCGGCAUCCGAGCGGAGGCAGCAGUCGGCAUCCGAGUCCCCUGCCCAGCGCUGCUCAGCGCCACGUGCCAGGCUGGCAGCAGAAGAGCCAGGACAGGAGACGACGCUUCCCCAGGGACCUUCCCCGGCUCUGCCAAGGUACAGACCUGCCCCCCUUGCUAGGGGUGGUGGGUGAGCCCCCCGGCCACUCCAGGGGGCUGGCAUUGGGGGGUGACAGCCGGGGGCCUCCCCCGCAGAGCAACGGGCAUCGCAGGGAAAUGCCUUAACCUGCGUCUGAAUGGAAAGCGCAGGCAUGCAACCCUCCGGGGGCAUGCUUCCUCCCUGGCCCCUCUGUGCCUCAGUUUCCCCCACCUGUGCAAUGGGAGUAAGACUGCCAUUGGAAAAGGGCUCAGUGCAGAGGCCAUACAAGCAGCCGGGCUCGCCGUGCCCCCGGUAGGUACGUGCAGCUCCCAGUCCCUGAGCAUGGGGGUGGCCACCCCGCUGCCAGCUCCAGCCUCAGCCUGCGCGUUCCCUAAUUACAGCUGUUCAUUUUAAUUAACUUGCCUGCCAGCUCCAAGGGGAAACGGGGCCACAUGGGAAGAGGGGGGCUCGCUGUGGCCCUUCAAGCUGUGAGCUGGGUACCUCUGCGGGGAGGCAGAUCCCCAGCCGCAGCACCAAGCCCCCGUCUGCACCGAGCUCUCCUGGGCAGUGCCAGGGAGACGCUCGCCCUUGCCUGGGCUCUGGGCACAGCCUCCCUCCCCUGCAGCAGGCGGGUCAGGCCCAGGGAAGGAUGCAUGGUGCUAAUAAGCAGAGCUGAUGAAGCGCAUCCAUCUGCGGGAGCCGAGGCCGCGGGGCUGGCAGGCUGGUGCCAUCCAUCCUGCCUGCGCUACCAGAGCCCGGCUCCCUGUAGAGCCGCAGCACGGCCCUUUCCAAGGGCUCAGCCCGGAGCUCGGGGCAGGGCGGACAGCGCCCACCGCGUCCGGUCACCGGCCAGAGCUCACGAGAGCUUGACCCCGGGGCCGGGACAGGGACCCCACUGCUCCCGUCCUGCAGGGAGCUCCCCGUGGCCCAUGGGUGCAAAUAUCCCGUGGGCUGGCUUGGCCGGCUUCAGCCUGGGGCUGCUUCUGGCCACACAAGGCAGCGAAGCCCUGCGCUUCUGGGGUCCCGGAGCAUCCCCCGCAUGAGCUCCCCACGGCCCCCUGCCCUGCCCUGCCCUGCCCAGCACCGUGCGACUCGUGGCCGCUUUGCCAGCAGCUGUGGCCCGCGAGUCACCCAGUCGGGGAAAAUUGAGCCAUUCUUAUUCAUUAGGCUGGAGCUGACAGAUGCCCGCCUGGCACGGAGAGGCAGCGAGCGCUGGAGCCCGCGGGCCUCCCAGCUCAGCGCCGCGGGGAGGAUCAGCUCCUCUCCCAUCCUGCUGCCCACACCUCGCAUCCUGCAGCUGGGUCCCAACCUCCCACCCUGGGCGUCCGCCCCUGCCCCUGCCCGGGCCCUUGGGAGCAAGGUCUCCCGCGGUGCUGGCUGCAGGCUGAGCAAGCUUGGGCCGUCCCUGGUCUGGCCACGGCCCACAGCUGGCUUUGGUGGGGAUCGGGGGCGUCUCGGGGUUGCUGCCCGGGACCGAGGCUGGCAGGGCUCGGACGUGGCUACCGCUGACGCUGUGCUGGGAGAGCCCAGGACCCAGGUGGGGUGCGGGGACCUGCCUGCUGCCGCGGCCCAGGCCUUCCCGACCCCGGUGGCUGCCCAGCAGCUUGAGGGUGACCCCCGCUCUCUGCACAGGUCCGCGCCCCCCCGGCUGCACGGGGGCUGCAGGGUCCGGGUGCCAGCGCGGGGGCCCGCUCUGCCUGGCGCGUCGCCCUGUUUCUGCCAGGCAGCCCGAGGAUUAAUUCCUGGAGCGCCAGCGCCUGCCGUGCCCCCAUCACGCAGCUCAUUAGCCACAUCUGCAUCUUAAUGCUGCCAGAGAGGGGCUAAUUUCAUCACCGUGCACAAAGCGGAGCUGACAGCUCCCCGGAGCGGGCGAGCCCAGGGCUCCGCUCCGAAUUGCAGCUUGAGUCAGCGGCUGUGGAGGUGGCAGGCGGCGCGGAUGCCAGGGCUGGCCACGCGUGGGUCCGGCGUGCGGCGGAGGGCAGCGGUGCCCGCACCGGGACAGGCGGCGCCGGAGCUGGUGACAGCACCCACUGCAUGAUGCGUGCUCCCUGGAGGCGCCGCUGACCGCCAGCUGCCUGCAGCCCGGACACACCGCUGCCUGCUUCGUCUCGGCCACCGCCAGCCCCGCUCCCUGCCGCCCGCCCGCCCGCCCGCCUGCACGAAGCCCUCGGCCUCGCACCAGCAUGACGGAGAUCCAGGACCUGGCCUCGCAGGCCUCGCUGGGCGUGGUGUCGGCCACCUGCGUCUCCAAGGUGGAGCUGCGGGUCAGCUGCAAGCACCUGCUGGACCGCGACACCCUCAACAAGUCCGACCCCUGCGUCGUGCUGCUCAUGCAGUCCCAGGGCCAGUGGAUGGAGGUGGACCGCAGCGAGGUGAUGAAGAGCAACCUCAACCCCGUCUUCUCCAAGAUCUUCAUGGUGGACUACUACUUCGAGGAGGUGCAGAAGCUGCGCUUCGAGGUCUACGACAGCCAUGGCCACGCCAGCAUCGGCACCCACGAUGACGACUUCCUGGGGGGCAUGGAGUGCACCGUGGGCCAGAUCGUGGCUCAGAAGCGCGUGACCAAGCCGCUGUUCCUCAAGUACGGGAAGUACGCCGGCAAGUCCACCAUCACGGUGCUCUCCGAGGAGAUUUCUGGCAACAACGGCUACGUGGAGCUCGCUUUCCGGGCCAAGAAGCUGGAUGACAAGGACCUAUUCAGCAAGUCGGACCCUUUCCUGGAGAUCUACCGGAUCAACGACGACCGCAGCGAGCAGCUGGUGUACCGCACAGAGGUGGUGAAGAACAACCUGAGCCCCGUGUGGGAGCCCUUCAAGGUCUCGCUGAACUCGCUGUGCAGCUGCGAGGACAAGAGGAGGCUGCGGUGCGUGGUCUGGGACUACGACACCCGGGGCAAGCACGACUUCAUCGGCGAGUUCUUCACCACCUUCGAGGAGAUGCAGAAAGCCACGGGGGCGAACAAGGUGCAGUGGGACUGCAUGAACCCCAAGUACAAAAUCAAGAAGCGCAACUACAAGAACUCGGGCGUCGUCAUCUUGCUGGACCUGAAGAUCCACAGGGUCUACUCCUUCCUGGACUACAUCAUGGGAGGCUGCCAGAUCCACUUCACAGUGGCCAUCGACUUCACGGCCUCCAACGGGGACCCCCGCAACAGCUGCUCCCUGCACUACAUCAACCCCUACCAGCCCAACGAGUACCUGAAGGCCCUGGUCGCCGUGGGCGAGAUCUGCCAGGACUACGACAGCGACAAGAAGUUCUCCGCCUUGGGCUUCGGCGCCAGGAUCCCCCCCAAGUACGAGGUGUCGCACGACUUCGCCAUCAACUUCAACCCGGACGACGACGAGUGCGAAGGCAUCCAGGGCGUGGUGGAGUCCUACCAAAACUGCCUGCCCAAGAUCCAGCUCUACGGCCCCACCAACGUGGCCCCCAUCAUCUCCAAGGUGGCCAGGGUGGCCGCUGAGGAGGAGAGGACGAAGGAGGCUUCGCAAUACUUCAUCCUGCUGAUCCUGACGGACGGCGUGGUGACGGACAUGGCGGACACGCGGGAGGCCAUCGUGCGCGCCUCCUACCUGCCCAUGUCCAUCAUCAUCGUGGGGGUGGGCAACGCCGACUUCACCGACAUGCAGAUCCUGGACGGGGACGACGGCAUCCUGCGCUCCCCCAAGGGCGAGCCCGUCCUGCGCGACAUCGUCCAGUUCGUGCCCUUCCGCGAGUUCAAGAACGCUUCGCCCACGGCGCUGGCCAAGUGCGUGCUGGCCGAGGUGCCCAAGCAGGUGGUGGAGUACUACAGCUACAAGGCCUUCCCGCCCCGCUGCCCCAAGGCCGAGACGCCCGACUCCACGCUCAGCUCCCCGCAGUGACCCCCAGCCCCUGCCCUCCCCGCCCCUGCCAGCGCCACUCGUCGUGUGAUGGGAAGGGGACGCCAGAGCCAGUCGCGCCCGCUCGCUCGCCCCCUGCAACCCGUCGGGCGGGCCCGGGACCCUCGGAGAUGGGGAGAUGGGCUACGCCUCCCUGGCUCGUGGCCCGGCUCUGCUGGCAGGGGGGCGGCCGGAGCUCGGGGGCUGUGAUGGGCACGGAGCCCCUUCCUGCCGGGGUGACACAGGCGAGGGCGGCUGCUCCGGGGCUGAGCGCUCGCACCCGCCCGCAGCCCGGCGGGGCUCCCCGUGGCCCCCAGGCAGCGUGGGGUCGGUGCAGGGCUGCCCUUGCUGCCCCACUCUGCCUCCGUGGUGCCCAUCCCCGUGUGACCCAGCACUGUGCCAGCCCCCGGGCGCCGAGCCCGCCGUGCGGGGCAGCAGGGCCAGCGACGGUGUUGGCGGCGGAGGCCCCAGACCCCAGCCGUCCUCCUCCCUGCUCUCGUCCGUCUGUCCCCCCUCCCGGUGCCAUGCAUGCCGCUCGCCAGCUCCACGUGUGUCUGUGCCGUGCGUGGUCGUCUGUCGCCGUGGCCUUGUGUAAGCGUCUGCAUGCCCGAUCCGUCGUCCUUGAUGUACGAGCGGGGCCACCCAAUAAACGGCACGCUCCAUUUUGCCCCAUG
Alligator mississippiensis (American alligator) is the source of this 6787-nucleotide messenger RNA. It is a transcript of the gene CPNE7, whose product is annotated as copine 7. Lineage: Eukaryota; Metazoa; Chordata; Crocodylia; Alligatoridae. Gene Ontology annotation, cellular component: plasma membrane. The record is from RefSeq and is a predicted model, not a curated record. Gene Ontology annotation, biological process: cellular response to calcium ion. The coding region runs from base 4440 to 6116 and encodes 558 amino acids. The transcript has 17 exons. Gene Ontology annotation, molecular function: calcium-dependent phospholipid binding.